Molecule: messenger RNA, 7485 nt
Organism: Cervus elaphus (red deer)
Lineage: Eukaryota; Metazoa; Chordata; Mammalia; Artiodactyla; Cervidae
Gene: OPHN1
Product: oligophrenin 1
Exons: 25
Coding region: 752-3199 (815 amino acids)
Biological process (GO): signal transduction
Cellular component (GO): cytoplasm
Molecular function (GO): protein binding; GTPase activator activity
Source: RefSeq, a predicted model, not a curated record
AGGAGUCACAGGGCGCGAAACGGAAAGACUACAUCUCCCAAGCCGCCACGCUUUCCAGCUGGAGUCUAGGGAGCUGACUGCUCCCCAGUUUCCGUAGGGAAGCGCCGGGCUACCGCAGCUAUUGUGCGUCGCGCUGUUGCCCUCCUCUUCCCGUUCGGGCGUCUUUGGAGGAAGGCUACGUUUCAUUGUCGCCCGGCUUAACACCUCUGGCGCUUAGCAGGACAACAGGCCGCUCCCUCGGACCAGGAAGAACUUUAGGAGACGGCAGAUUCUGGUAAAGAGACCCUAGGGUGCAAGUAAGAUACAGUUUAAGGAACCCGAGUAUCCUGCCUCGGUACGUGGGCUUCGCCCGGGAAGGGCGGAGGCGCUGGCUUUAAGAAGGGGGAGGGGACUGCACUCCGGGUUACCCGCGGAGCUCGGCAAAGGAAAUUUUCUGCUGGCUCGGCAGCUGGGAGCAAGGAGAGGCACCUCCCACCCUCAGUGCUCACCCCCGCCUACACCCUGGGCGGGCCGAAGUGUCACGUUUGCAGUUGCUCGGGAAGGAUCCGGCCGCUCUCUGGAGGAGAGACGAGUUGGUUUCUGCUGCCUGUCAGGGGAGCGAUGACUAGGGGUCAUGUUGCUUGUUAAGCAGCACCCCGCCGGGCUCCAACUGCGUUAGUUAGCUCUCCCCGUCACCUGAAGCAAUCGCCGGGCCGCCCGUUUCCGGUACAGACCAGCCAGCUGUCCCCAGGAAUCUCUUCUGAACAGAACCAUGGGGCAUCCCCCGCUGGAGUUCAGCGACUGCUACCUGGACAGUCCUGAUUUCCGCGAGAGGCUCAAGUGUUAUGAGCAGGAACUGGAGAGGACCAAUAAAUUCAUCAAAGAUGUGAUCAAAGAUGGCAACGCGCUUAUCAGCGCAAUGAGAAAUUAUUCCUCUGCUGUUCAGAAAUUUUCUCAGACAUUGCAGUCCUUUCAGUUUGAUUUCAUUGGAGAUACUCUGACUGAUGACGAGAUUAACAUUGCUGAAUCCUUCAAAGAAUUUGCUGAAUUGCUCAACGAAGUAGAAAAUGAGAGAAUGAUGAUGGUACACAAUGCUAGUGAUUUGCUGAUCAAACCCCUGGAAAAUUUCCGGAAGGAACAAAUAGGCUUCACAAAGGAGCGGAAAAAGAAAUUUGAAAAGGAUGGAGAGAGGUUUUACUCCUUGCUGGAUCGGCACUUACAUCUGUCUUCCAAAAAGAAAGAAUCUCAGUUACAAGAGGCAGACCUCCAGGUGGACAAGGAGAGGCACAAUUUCUUUGAGUCAUCCCUUGAUUAUGUUUAUCAAAUCCAGGAAGUUCAAGAGUCUAAGAAGUUCAAUAUUGUGGAACCAGUCUUGGCCUUUCUUCAUAGCCUCUUCAUUUCCAACAGCUUGACUGUGGAACUAACACAGGAUUUCCUCCCAUAUAAACAACAGCUUCAGCUCAGUUUACAGAAUACAAGAAAUCAUUUCUCCAGUACCCGAGAAGAGAUGGAAGAACUUAAGAAAAGGAUGAAAGAAGCUCCACAGACAUGCAAACUUCCAGGACAGCCAACCAUCGAAGGCUAUCUCUAUACGCAAGAGAAAUGGGCUUUGGGAAUAUCCUGGGUGAAAUACUACUGCCAAUAUGAGAAAGAGACCAAAACGCUCACUAUGACGCCUAUGGAUCAGAAGCCAGGUGCUAAGCAGCAGGGGCCCUUGGACUUAACGCUGAAGUACUGUGUGAGAAGGAAGACGGAGUCUAUUGAUAAGAGAUUCUGUUUCGAUAUAGAAACAAAUGAAAGACCAGGAACCAUCACUCUGCAAGCUCUUUCAGAAGCUAACAGAAGACUAUGGAUGGAGGCUAUGGAUGGGAAAGAACCUAUCUACCACAGCCCUAUAACAAAACAGGAAGAAAUGGAACUGAAUGAAGUGGGGUUCAAGUUUGUUAGGAAGUGCAUCAAUAUAAUUGAGACCAAAGGAAUCAAGACAGAGGGAUUGUACCGUACCGUGGGCAGCAAUAUUCAGGUUCAGAAGCUGCUGAAUGCCUUUUUUGAUCCAAAAUGCCCAGGAGAUGUUGAUUUUCAUAAUAGUGACUGGGACAUUAAGACAAUCACCAGCUCCUUGAAAUUCUACCUCAGGAAUCUUUCUGAACCUGUCAUGACCUAUAGACUUCACAAAGAGCUGGUCUCUGCUGCCAAGUCUGACAACCUGGAUUAUCGAUUGGGAGCUAUUCACUCCCUGGUAUAUAAGCUACCAGAAAAGAACCGAGAGAUGCUGGAACUUCUUAUAAGACACUUGGUCAAUGUGUGUGAACACAGCAAGGAGAAUCUUAUGACCCCCUCUAACAUGGGGGUGAUCUUUGGGCCCACUCUCAUGAGAGCUCAGGAGGACACUGUGGCUGCAAUGAUGAACAUCAAAUUCCAGAAUAUUGUGGUGGAAAUCCUAAUUGAGCACUUUGUCAAGAUCUAUUCAGGUCCACCUGAGGAAAGUACUGCACCGCCAGUGCCUCCACCUCGAGUAACAGCAAGAAGACACAAACCAAUUACAAUUUCAAAGCGCUUGCUGAGGGAAAGGACAGUUGUCUAUACUUCUUCCCUGGAUGAAAGUGAAGAUGAAAUUCAACAUAGAACACCCAAUGGUACUAUCAUCAGCAGCAUAGAAUCCCCCAAGCCACCACAAUACCCCAAAAUGCCUAUGCAAAAAAGUGUGGAAGCAGAUCCUGAGAGGAAGUCCCCAAGCAGGCUUGUUUCAGAUGUCAAGCUGGAGUCCUGCCUCGAGGUGGAUGUGGGGAAGUUGGUGUCUAGGCUGCAGGAUGGAGGGACCAAGGCCAUACCAAAGGCCAGCAAUGGACCUGUGCCAGGCCCUGGGACCACUAAGGCCCCUUCUUUCCACAUAAAGAGAUCAGCACCUCGGCCCCUGGCUCACCACAAGGAGGGAGACUCUGACAAUUUCAGCAAAGUGCGGCCUCCAGGAGAAAAGCCAACCAUCAUCCGACCCCCAGUGAGGCCUCCAGACCCUCCCUGCCGGGCAACUACUACCCAGAAACCAGAACCAAAGCCAGAUGUUAUGGCUGGCAAUGCAGGGGAAAUCCCAUCAUCCGUAGCAGUUCAUGGGACUUGGUUGGCUUCUGUUUGCAGAGUGGCUUCCAGGACCAGAUUCUUUGAAACAGCUUCCCGGAAAACAGGAAGUUCUCAAGGCAGACUUCCUGGAGAUGAGAGUUGAGGCCUCAGGUUGUAAAAUCCUUGGCCUCAGGGGACCCUUUCCAGGUUCUAGAAGGGUCUUCUUCAAAUCCUUGUGUGCUGAAGAGCAGAUUCUUCCUGUCCCUGCACCUUCAGGCUCUGGGAGGCUAUAAAAUAAGGGGCACAUGUCCUAUACACAAGUUUAUUUCUCCUUUGUAUUCUGUCUUCAUUCCCCUAGAAGGUCUAUCUUGAGCUCCUAUAAGACUAUGAAUGGCUGAACUCCCUCAAGCCAGACUGCAGAAAUCAAGCUAUCCACUGACCUGAGUUGAAGAAAGGAGCUCAGUUUUCAACUGUUCUCUGAACUUCCUGCCUCCUCAAAAGGCCAUCUAUCUCUGAAAGAUUUGGGGCUAAAGAUCUUAGAAGUCUUACCCUGAACUAAAAGUUACUUGAGUUGGGGCCAUUGCUUACCUUGGAAGUAGGGGAGUAGGAAUACUUGCUGAACUUCGGAGGCUCUUACCAUGUCUCUUACUGAAGAUAUGGACCCUAGUGCCAGUUUGGAGCUCUGGCAUGGUACUACAUUGCCAAGAAUGCAUCUGCUCCUAUGGGCCAGACAGAAUGAGUGACGCUUCUACAAUCCCUCCAAUGUGGACUCAGGAAGGUGGCCUUCCUGCUUUUGCAUACAGCCACUUAGAACAAAUCUGCAAAGCAUGUUUUGCAUGUCAAAGCCUAUGUCUGUUUGAAUUAUUCUUCUUCCUGCUUUGUCCUAACAGCUUCCUUUCCAAGCAAUCAGAAAGAAACAAAAGCUUAAAACAGUUCUUUUUUUUUUUUAAAGGCAGACUGUGUGUGUUCUGUAGGAGUUCCAUUUUGGGAUCAAAUGCUGGGGAAAAUUGUUAAAAUGGAUAAAAAGGCCAGGUAGUUGUCACUGUUGUUUCAUGUUUGCUUUUUGAAGAUAAGCUCUUUUAUCAUCUGAAAGAAACAGUUCUUAACCCAGUAUCUAUGGACUCAGGAACUUCAUAAAGCCUCUGAAAUGGUAUGCAGACUUCCACAACAAUGUGCCUUUUCUGAGGAAAUGGUCCAUAACAUUUUAGUGAAUUUCAAAUUGGACCUGUGACAUAAUAAAGAUUAAGAACCACAGCCCUUGAGACAAAAUUUUGACUCUUUUUACAAUUCCUAAAAUAAUUGAUUAGAAAGGGCUUUCAGUAUUAUUUAGUCAAACUGCUUAGUUUACUGUUGGGGAAACUGAGGUAGAGCAAGUUAGCAGCUGUGCCUAAACAAGAUCCAAUAUCCCUACUCAAGGUUCUUUCAAUUAUACCAUGCUUAUCAAACAAAGGGCCUCAUGACUGGUAGCUUUAGGGGCCACCAUUUUGAGAGUUUGACUUUUACCCUCUUUCUUGAGCCACAUAUACUUGCCACCAAGUGGGACUUCCAGAACUAAGCUCCUGGUCUUCCUCAUUUGAUGUUUCAAUCAUUGGAAAGGAACUAAAACACAAUUAAUUAGUGAAUUGAGUCAGAAAUCUGACAAGUAGACAUUUCUGAUUCCUAUUUGUUGAAGAGAAGCUGCCGGAAAAAGUGUCACCACUUGUUUCCACACAGGUGCCUUGAUUUAAGGGUUGGUUUUAAGAUAGCCUGUCUUUAGGAUCUGUGUAAUUAUUGGGUUGGCCAAAAAUUCAUUCAGGUUUUUCCAUAUGAUGGUACAGAAAAACCCAAAUGAACUUUUUGACCAACCCAAUAUAAUGUGGUCCAGUGUGAGAGAAAGGACUUUCCUAUUGGACUCUUCUAGCAAGGCCCUGCUAGUGCACUUACUAUAGUACCAAGAAGAAGCAUAGACAUGGGGAAAAGAGGAGGCGAGAGGAGAUGAUGAGAAGAGAAUGCAUGCAUGCAGUAACCAACUCUGAGAUGCCUUUGGAACAGUGUUACUGAAAGGCAAUAGCUACUUUCAAGAUUUAACUCUAAAUAUGGCUUAUUGAUGAGUUAGUGACAUGUUAUCUGACAUAAACACACUGAGAGCCUUUGUGGAAGUAAUUUAGUAGAAAUCUGACAACAUUCUUAAUGAACGUGUAACCAAGUGGCCAUGUUGAACUCUCAGCUCUACCUAGUCUCAAAGGCCAAGUUGCUAAGAAACCAGAAGCAAGUAAGCCAAGUGGCCACCAUUCUACCUGCUGCUCACCCCCAAACAGAAUCUCUGUGAGGCCUGGUGGACUCAGUCAGGAAAUACUCAUUGAGCCCUAAUCUCAGAGCUGCGGACUCUCUGCUCUGUCCCAUUGGAUGACUAACUAAACCAAGCAGGUAUGCAGAUUUUAGCCACAGAAGCAGUGUCCAUUCGAGCCUUGGUACUUUUGAAGAUAUUAGAGACAUGGUUUCACUGUGGCUUCCUUGGGGGGAAAUUCCACAAUCAAUUUGUAUUCCACCACAAAUUUUGAGAGAUUAUUAAGAACCAGAGAAAGUGAAAGUCACUCAGUUGUGUCCAACUCUUUGCGACCCCGUGGACUGUACAGUCCAUGGAAUUCUCCAGGCCAGAAUACUAGAAUGGGUAGCCUUUCCCUUCUCCAGGGGAUCUUCCCAACCCAGGGAUUGAACCCAGGUCUCCUGCAUUGCAAGCGGAUUCUUUACCAGCUGAGCCACAAGGGAAGCCCGAGAACCAGAGAAAGAUACCACAAUUCCAGUGGAAUAUGUGUCCCAAAAAUGUGGCUGUGAGAUUGCUAUGUGUUUCCUGGGACACAGAUCAAGAACCUGGUCUAAAGAGUUGGGACCACCAGUCUGGCUGAAAGCCAAGAGCAGUUACUGUUCCUGCCCUGGGCUAUACUCUAGAAUUACAAAGAAUGAACCUCUGUUCCUGCCCUGGGCUAUACUCAAAGAAUUACAAAGAAUGAACCUCAGCAUCUACCCUUUUGUUCUUUGAUUUAAAGAGAAAAAGCUUCUGUGAAAUGAGAUUGACUUGACUUGGGAUUGAUGGAUAGUCAUUCAGAAGAGGCUAUGGCAAGGGGUUGAUAAUUGAAGUGUGUCAACUAUAGGAAAUUAUCUGCAUACCUUAGUCAGCAGGCUAGAGAAACUGGCAAUGGAUGAACUGUAAAUCUUGAACUGACAGUGAUAGCAUUUAUUAAGCACCUACUAAGUGCUAGGUGCUUCAUAUAUAUUAAAUCCUUUAGUCCCUACAACAAUCAUACAAGUGGGUGCUAUCCUCAUCUUACAGAUAAAGGAUUUAUGGCCCAGCAGGCUAAAAUAACUGGCACAAGGCCACACAAGUAAACAGAACUGUUAUUCUAAUCCAGGUCUCUCUGAUUUUGCAUCCCAUGUUGUUUUCCUUUUGUAAUAUAAAGGCCAUAUUACUGGAGCUGACAUGACUCUCUGACUCUUGCCUGAUUAACAAAAUAUUAAAAGGCAAGCAUUUGAGGGGAAGGAGGGAAUGCAGGUCCAAUUUACUGGGGAAGAAAAAACUGGGCUGAAAGCGAUUUCUGUUAUGUUUCCUCCUCCCAUUCAGUAUGACCAUUUGUUAAGGUUUUAAAAAGGAUCAUUUACUUUUACCUUGUGACACGAAGGAUUCAUUUUUUGUUGGUAGUUGUCAAAUCCUUGGCUUAGCUGCUUUUCAAAGAAAAAAAGGCCCUUCUGUAUGUCUGUUACUUCCCCAAAGUUCUAGCAUGUGCAGUGUCACCCUGAGACUGGUAGCAUCCACACAUGUAGUUUGAGAAGAUGAAACGAUCUUGGUGCUGCUGCAAUACUUGAUGCCUUGGGAUCAAGUCCCUAUUAAGGGUUUUCUGUGAUGACAGCAAAAGUUAAGAGAUGAUUUAGAAUAAAAAAUAUUAUUGAAUUUUUUGUUUAAAAAAUAUGAGGGAUAUUGUCCAGCCACUGAGGGGCAAAAUUCAGCAUCCAAGUUGAGUAAUAAGUGAUGUCAUGUAGACUAUUUCUAAAAUAAGUUGCUAUUGUACGAAAGAAUCCUUCCCUUUUCAAGAAGUUCUUUAAUUCUGUAAUAACUAGAAUAAAUAAAGUAAUGAAAAAGUGCUUCUGUGACUAGAAAAAAUUGCUUUUGAGAGAAUGUAGAUCAAUGAUACUAUGUUUAAUGUAGCUGCCUCUAAUGGCCUUGACACAUUACAAGCCCAGAAAAAGCUUCAGAAGCAUUUAAAAAAUGCAGAGAAAAGCAAGAUACCUUGAAGAGAUGUUUUUGAUGAAGAAAAGCCUCCAUUUUCAUAAGGAAAAGAAUCAUUUGAUACCAAGGACAUUAAUAGAUCCUAGAAAGAUGCCUUUAUGAAAUACAUAUGUAACAUCAAAAGAAAAAGAAUUAAAUCCUGGAGUACAUUCACAUGACUUUUAAUAAAGUAUACAGACUGUCCAGUA